This is a messenger RNA of Acanthoscelides obtectus, 2962 nucleotides long. Lineage: Eukaryota; Metazoa; Arthropoda; Insecta; Coleoptera; Chrysomelidae. The record is from the annotation of a GenBank genome assembly.
CUUCAUUACCGACGAUCAACUGAUGAAUGAGAUGCACUGUUAGGGAAGUAACAUUACAGGUGAGGCAUAGAGUUUCAUGGUGGACAUAAAAGUUAAAUAUUAUGAUUGCUCCUUACGAUAUUUAGGAUAAACGACUGACGAAUCUUGUAAUUAGCAUCUAUAUUUAUCUGACGCAUUCGUACAAAAUGCGAAGUUCGGAAAUGUGGCAUUACAGUUUCCUGUUCUAUACUUUUGGGUUUCAUGCUCUAAACAGCAAGUUUAGGAUUCUGUCAGUUUAUCAGGAAAAUUGGGUAAAAUGUAAACAAUGUUCUUCCAGAUAAUCUGGAAGAAUUUAGAAUAAAUAUCGAUCUACUAAAUAUGUGGACAUAAACUGAAUUAUUAAAAGUUAGAAACAUGAUUUGGAGCUUGCCUUUCCUUUUUCUAGGAUUAUGUAUGAGAACACACUCCUACGAGGUGUUAGAUCUAUAUCAAAAUUUUCCUGAAAUUAGAAAAAACGGUGGAUUCUGGUUGGUGAAAUUCUAUGCUCCUUGGUGUGGACAUUGUAAAAGACUGGAACCAGUAUGGAAUGAAGUAGGAGAAGCAUUAUCAAAAUCCAAUAUUUACGUACGAAAAAUCGACUGUAGUCGAUUCUCUUCUGUUGCCAAUGAAUUUGGCAUCCGGGGGUAUCCAACAAUCAAAUUCAUAACAUCAAAUGCAGCCUUUACUUUUACUGGAGAUAGGAGCAAAGAUGAGAUAAUAAACUUUGCUGUAAGAAUGGCUGGACCAGCCAUACAAGAAAUAGUAGAUCCAGAAAUUUUACCAAAAUUUUUAGCUGUGAACAAACUAUUUUUUAUGUAUAUUGGUGAUCAAAAAGGGCCCUUGUGGAACUCUUACAAAGAAGUUGCUAAGAAAAUGCAGCCACAUGGAUACUUUUAUUCUGUAAAUGAAAAUUUGGUAAAGUCACAUAUUAAUGUGUCAGAUGUACCUUCCAUUUUAGUAUAUAAAGAUAGUAAACCCCUCUUUUUCUCUGGGGAAAAUUUAGAAAAGAAAAAACAGGUUAAUGCUUCCUUAUUCAAAUGGGUAAAUGAGGAACGUUACCCAACAUUCACAAAAGUAACUAUAGGAAACAUCAAUGAAAUAAUGCACAUAAAAAGCAUUGUGCUAGCUAUAGUAGAUGAGAAACAACUCCAAAACAUAGGAAGUGAAAUGGAGGGUAUCAAAAAUUUGUUGGAAGAUUUUGCUAAAGAGUUCAGAAAUAAGUAUCAUAAGUAUUACCAGUUUGGUUGGAUAGGUAGUCCAGAUUUGGCUAACAGUAUUGCCAUGCAAACUCUUCCACUGCCAUAUAUCAUGGUCUUAAAUUCAUCUACCUAUGAAUACUAUGUUCCAGAGGAAGAUAUUUCUGAUAUAGACUCCAGAAAAAUAGAUGCUUUUUUGGAGAAAAUCCUCAGUCAUUCCAUACCAUCUUAUGGCGGUAAUAGUUUCUUCACAAGAAUCCGUAGGGGAAUUUUUGAUGCAUAUGUAGCAUUCUCAGAGAUAUGGAGUACAAAUCCAAUUUUGGGUAUGGUUCUAUUUGGACUGCCCAUGACUGUACUAAGUUUUGUCAUCUACACAAUUUGUUGUGUAGAUUUUGAUGCUGGAGAGCAGGAAGAAGAAGAAGAUGAUGAUGAUGAAGAUGAUCAUGAUAAAAAGGACUGAGGGAUAACUAGUCAUAUUUUAACAAUAAGGGAUCUGUUAAUUGAUUUUAUUGUAUAAAUUAGUUAUAAUUAUGAAAUAUAAAGUAUUAGUUUUUAGCAAUUACUCAUUUUAAACUGCAUGAAUUAUGAAAUAGAUUAAUCAGAAAUUACAAAUAAUUUCAAAAAUUAUAAAUCUUCAUCAUCAGAAUCCAAUGCAGCUCUCCUUCUGUCAAAUUUGACAGAUGUUUUACUUUGUGUCCGGCUACUAACAUUUUCUAGUAAUUUUAUCAACUCAUCUUCAGUAACCCUAGAACAGAUCUGCCCUGUCUGUGCCAUCUGUAGCAGUAAGUUUUCCACCAUUUUUCCUUUUUCUGGCUUACCCAGCAUCAAAGUAUUUACUGGAACAAAUAAUGUUUAAAUAAAUUUUCAUUUUUUAAAUGUACUAUUUUAAUAAACAGCUAAUAAAUUCAAAAAAUAUUAAGAAAUAUAUCAAUAUUUGUUGAGGUUUUGUGCUGUGAUUAUAAAAAUUCAAUUCUCACAAUAGUUUUGAAUAAUUAUGGGAAACAUAAUCUACCCCCUGAAGAUAGCAAUUUGUAUUUAUAUUUAUUGUAUUUAAAUGUUCAAAAAGCCUGAAGAUACUCAAUUUAAAUAGAUUGAAGAUCCCAGCGUCAAAUAAUAUACUUUUUUUUUAGAUUUGUACUGCUUCUGUCCCAUAGAUGGUAUUAGUAUCUUUCUGAUCCCAUUGUGGACUAGAGAAUAUGACAUAAUUAUGGUUGGCUAUAUUUAGGUAGAAUGUGUUUUAUGCAAUAUAAUUAAACCAUAUAAGCUCAUGAAACAUUGUGAUUAUCAUUUAACAUUGGCAGAAUAGAUUGUGGACACAACAAAAUGGUAUCAAAAUUAUUUUUAAUUCGACAUCCUUGAUUUUUCUAUCUCUCUGCUCCUUUUUACUUAAAUCACUUGAACAAUGUGAAAGGGAGCAUCAAACAGAACAUUACUUAUGUGAAGGUUUGUAUAGAAAAAUGUAAAUUUAGUAAAGUCUGAUCAUCAAAUUUAGAAGUAUUGCAAAUAAAAAUUAGAAGUUUAUAUAUUUGUUGUGACUUUAUUCAGAAAAUAAAGGUUUGAAUUGUGUGGCUAACUUUGUCAACAAAAAAUCACUCACACCUAGCACGGGCCGCCUGGUCCAAUAUUUGUGAUAAAAUUGAAUUUUUCGCAUCUUCUCUAGCUUUGAGCUGUUCUUCUUUCAAUUUCUCGGCUUCAGCAUCACCGGUUCCCGCGUAUUGCGAUUGUAGCUGUGCACGCCUCUGUUGUCU